UUGCUUUGCCAUGUUAUAGUUUUCAUUGUCAUUCGACCACAGCACAACGUGCAAGUCUAGCUAGACCUAGGAGACUUCGACACGAAAACAAACUAUAGGAAAUAAAACAUGUCUGCAACACAGAAAAUGUUUACCUGCAGUGGCUUUAUGCUCGUCGCCAUGCUAGCGGUGUUCGCAAGAGCCGUACCUGUUCCGGUGCCCGAAGAAGCACAACCAGUCGAAUACAGACAAUUCGUGUCUACCCAAGUGAUGGCUGAGUCCGCCAACGAACCGGCACCGUCCGUAUAUCGAACUGUGCAAGUCGACCCCGCAGUGGUCAGGCCUGUCCGGUCAGCCAGUCCGUUCCUCGGCAUCUUCGGUGGUUACGAAAAACCAUACAAGUCCCAGCACCACCAUCACCACUCUCAUCACGAAGAGCAAGAGCACGAAUACGAACAUGAAUACCACCAUAGGCCCCAAUACCAUCAUAAGCCACAACACCAUCACCAGCAACAACCCCAACAUCACGGUGGUAAUAGCGGUGCGGGAAGUUUCGCAUCGGCGGGAAGUUUCGCUGGUGGCCACGGUGGAGGUCACAGCCAAAGCGGAGCCAACAGCCAGUCCGCCAGUUUCGGGUUUGGUCCGUUCCAGGCCAGUUAUUCGGCUAGUUCGGCGCACUCGGGCAGCCAUUCUAACGGAGGAUAUUCAGACUAUUGAUUACUACUUCCAAUCAAGUUCAUUUGAAUUCUUAGCAUGAUAAUUUAAUAAUUGUGAUUUUUAAUUUAUUUGUUUAUAAUUUUUAUAUUACCUACUAUUAUAUCUGUACUACCUACUAUCUACUAUGUAUAAUAUUAUGAUGUAUAUAUGGUGCCAUCAAAAAAUGUAUUUAAUUUGAAUUUUAUUAUUAGCUUUUUGAAUGGCUAUAAUAAUAACGUAUUAUGCAUUUUUAAAUGAUCUUCAAUGAAAUCUUUUAUGGCAUUAAAUAAUUUUUUUGAUAAAAAA
Molecule: messenger RNA, 981 nt
Organism: Aphis gossypii (cotton aphid)
Lineage: Eukaryota; Metazoa; Arthropoda; Insecta; Hemiptera; Aphididae
Product: polyadenylate-binding protein 1-B-like
Exons: 3
Coding region: 109-696 (195 amino acids)
Source: RefSeq, a predicted model, not a curated record